UCAACUGCCAAAUGUAUUGCUUCACACUUUUUGUGUCGUGUAUCUGCCACCUCGCCUUUCACAGCGGAAUCUUCUUUUCAGGGAGAUGUCCUUUGCUCCUCAGGUGUAAUGCACUUUAAGCUUGUUAUUCAGUGAAGAUGAGUCAUACAGAGGUUAAACUAAAAAUACCUUUUGGAAAUAAAUUACUAGAUGCUGUUUGUUUUGUACCCAACAAGAACUUAACAUAUGGAAUGAUUCUUACACAUGGAGCAUCAGGAGACAUGAAUCUUCCUCACUUGAUGUCACUGGCGUCCCAUCUUGUAUCUCAUGGGUUUUUUUGCCUAAGAUUUACCUGUAAAGGCCUUAAUAUUGUACAUAGAAUUAAGGCAUAUAAGUCAGUUUUGAAUUACUUAAAGACCUCAGGAGAAUACAAACUUGCUGGUGUUUUCCUUGGAGGUCGUUCAAUGGGCUCCAGAGCAGCCGCUUCUGUAAUGUGUCACAUUGAACCAGAUGACGCUGAUGAUUUUGUUCGAGGACUCAUCUGUAUUUCGUACCCACUGCACCGUCCAAAACAGCAGCAUAAACUCAGAGAUGAAGAUCUCUUUCGUAUAAAAGAUCCAGUACUUUUUGUGUCAGGUUCAGCAGAUGAAAUGUGUGAAAGGAACUUGUUGGAGAAAGUGGUACAGAAAAUGCAAGCUCCCAGUAAAAUCCACUGGAUUGAGAAGGCAAAUCAUUCCAUGGCAGUGAAAGGACGCUCAACAAAUGAUGUUUUCAAAGAAAUAAAUUCGCAGAUUUUGUUCUGGAUCCAAGAAAUAAUUGAGAUGAACAAGAAAUAAUUGUUUUUGGUUAAAGCCUAUGUUAUUUGAAUAGAAGUUCAGUUAAUUUGGCAAACAGUAUACCUCUCAGUCUAAAAUAUAUCUCCAAAGUAUGUAGAUAUAUACUCAUCCUUUAGAGAAUGUUUUAGACUUACGUUCCUUGAUGUUCUUCUGUUUUUAAAAUGUUUUAACUGUGAAAUUAAUGUCCUUUACAAAAGUGUCUUUUGAAUGCACUGUUAGUGUUGUAUAAAGAUCAUGUACAAAUAUUGAAAUUGUUCUAAAUAUAAUUUAUUUUUGUUAGUAUAGUUCCCAAAGUUUUGGGAAAAAAUUAAACAUUUGAAUUCUACGGCUGUGCUUUGGCCUUAUUCAUACACAGCUGAGUGAAUAAUCACAUUUUUGUAAAGCAGUCUCUUUUUUUGCAGUGAUGCAUGUU
Messenger RNA from Ochotona princeps (American pika), 1227 nucleotides. It is a transcript of the gene TEX30, whose product is annotated as testis expressed 30. Lineage: Eukaryota; Metazoa; Chordata; Mammalia; Lagomorpha; Ochotonidae. The transcript has 5 exons. The record is from RefSeq and is a predicted model, not a curated record. Bases 138 to 815 code for a protein of 225 amino acids.